Molecule: messenger RNA, 1836 nt
Organism: Salvia miltiorrhiza (redroot sage)
Lineage: Eukaryota; Viridiplantae; Streptophyta; Magnoliopsida; Lamiales; Lamiaceae
Product: tubulin beta-1 chain
Exons: 4
Coding region: 262-1602 (446 amino acids)
Biological process (GO): mitotic cell cycle; microtubule cytoskeleton organization
Cellular component (GO): cytoplasm; microtubule
Molecular function (GO): GTPase activity; GTP binding; structural constituent of cytoskeleton
Source: RefSeq, a predicted model, not a curated record
UCGAGCUUUCAAAAUUAAACCCGAGUAUUUCUUCUUAACUGUCCAAAUCAAUCUCGACCGUCCACUCUCUAAAUCCUACGGUGUUGAUAUUUCAAUGGAAAUAGGAGGGAAACAUUAUGAACCGUCGAUCAUGCCUCCUCAAAUAUAAAACACCUCAUUUAGUUCGACAUUUUUUCUCACUCUCACACUUGCUCUCUCCUCUCUCUUGUUGAUCGAUCUGUUCUCGAAUUUUGGGUUUCGUCUCGCUAUCUUACAGGAAAAAUGAGAGAAAUCCUUCACGUUCAGGGUGGGCAAUGUGGAAACCAGAUUGGUUCAAAGUUUUGGGAGGUGGUCUGUGAUGAGCAUGGAAUUGAUCCAACUGGACGAUAUGUUGGGACAUCUGAUUUGCAAUUGGAGCGUGUCAAUGUAUACUACAAUGAAGCAUCUUGUGGUAGGUUUGUGCCUCGUGCAGUGCUGAUGGAUCUGGAACCUGGAACCAUGGACAGUGUCCGCACUGGUCCAUACGGCCAGAUCUUCAGGCCUGAUAACUUCGUUUUUGGUCAGUCUGGUGCUGGGAACAACUGGGCUAAAGGACACUACACAGAGGGUGCUGAGCUGAUUGACUCUGUUCUUGAUGUUGUGAGAAAGGAGGCUGAGAACUGUGACUGCCUUCAAGGUUUUCAAGUUUGCCACUCUCUUGGUGGGGGAACUGGUUCUGGAAUGGGUACCCUGUUGAUCUCAAAGAUCAGGGAAGAAUACCCUGAUCGGAUGAUGCUUACUUUCUCUGUGUUCCCUUCUCCUAAGGUCUCAGAUACAGUGGUCGAGCCUUAUAAUGCUACACUCUCAGUGCAUCAGCUUGUAGAGAAUGCAGAUGAAUGCAUGGUUCUUGACAACGAAGCUCUGUAUGAUAUUUGUUUCAGGACACUGAAGCUCACCACUCCUAGCUUUGGUGAUCUAAACCACUUAAUCUCGGCGACCAUGAGUGGAGUUACAUGCUGCCUCCGCUUCCCGGGUCAGCUCAACUCUGACCUGCGAAAGCUUGCUGUCAACUUGAUUCCAUUCCCCCGCUUGCACUUUUUCAUGGUCGGAUUUGCCCCCCUAACAUCCCGUGGUUCCCAGCAAUACCGCGCUCUCACUGUUCCUGAGCUCACCCAACAAAUGUGGGAUUCCAAGAACAUGAUGUGCGCAGCUGAUCCACGCCAUGGACGUUACCUCACUGCCUCAGCCAUGUUCAGGGGCAAAAUGAGCACCAAGGAAGUGGACGAGCAGAUGAUCAAUGUCCAAAACAAGAACUCUUCCUACUUCGUCGAGUGGAUCCCUAACAACGUGAAAUCAAGUGUCUGCGACAUCCCACCAAGAGGCCUCUCGAUGGCAUCCACGUUCAUUGGAAACUCGACCUCCAUCCAAGAAAUGUUCAGGAGAGUGAGCGAGCAGUUCACCGCUAUGUUCAGAAGAAAGGCUUUCUUGCACUGGUACACAGGCGAAGGCAUGGACGAGAUGGAGUUCACCGAAGCUGAGAGCAACAUGAACGACCUCGUCUCCGAGUACCAGCAGUACCAGGAAGCCACUGCUGACGAUGAAGGUGAGUACGAGGAUGAAGAAGAAGAAGUCCUCGAAGACUAAGCAGAGGAGCCCACUCUGCAACUCAUCCCCUACCUAUGUGUUUCCCUUGUUUCAUUAACUAUGAACAUUUGGAAAUUCCUAAGUUGUUUGCUUUGUUGGUUUUCUUUCUGCGCUGCUGUUCAGUAAUAGCCAAAGAGAGUAAGGGAGAGUGUCGUGACAACCAUUUUCGUACAUGUGAAGCUCUAGUUUGUAUUUUUUUCUUUCUAUUAUUAAAGUUGUGCCAUUUUCCGUUUA